This is a messenger RNA of Gongylonema pulchrum, 453 nucleotides long. NCBI's taxonomy places the organism in Eukaryota, Metazoa, Nematoda, Chromadorea, Rhabditida, Gongylonematidae. The record is from the annotation of a GenBank genome assembly.
AUGAUCGGAAUGGUGAAGCUCAGAAUCCUCGAAACGGAUUCAAAGUUUCGCCUUCGUGGUGAAACAUUGCGCCAAGCGAUCCAAGAAGAUCGUAAUCUUGGUUUGAUACCGUUCUUUGUGUCGACAACACUUGGCACAACUUCCUGUUGCUCGUUUGACGUACUUUCUGAAAUCGGCCCGGUUUGUCAUGAAAACGAUUUGUGGCUCCACGUGGAUGCAGCAUAUGCUGGAAGUGCGAUGAUUUGUCCCGAAUUUCGUCCACUUAUGGAAGGAAUAGAGUAUGCGAUGAGUUUCAACACCAAUCCAAACAAAUUCAUGCUUAUCAGCUUCGAUUGCUCCACGAUGUGGUGCGCCACACACUCUUUUUUUCCUUCAGCGGUAAAAGACAGAUACAAGUUGACACAAGCACUUGUUGUGGAUCCGCUCUACUUGCAGCACAGCUGGACUGGUUAG